AGCAGGAACAGUCAAUGAAUGCAGUUCCCCAACGUGACAGUAAGGGGAGCAGGAGGUUGUCAACAGUUCUCUGAUGUCUACUAUGGCAGGCUGCUUGGGCUAAUAGAGAAAGAAGACAAGCUAGUGUUCAAGCAAGAUGGUCGCAGUCGCUUUGCUCAUUUUAUCUCCUACCCGUUGCCUCUCACCCCUCCCAAUACAAGAACUCCGUAUGACCUGACUAGGUUCGAGCAGCCUGAUGAAGUGCUACCUCCUGGACGCAAGUUCAACAUCUAUCACCAACUCCUCUACUUUUACUCCAACCACACUGACGUUCAUUUACCUAUCUCCGUUGCAACAGAAUUGCUACCACCUACUCGACCAACAAUCUCAAAGAAUCCAAACUAUUCAAAAUAUAAAAUCGAGUUCUCCAAAGCUCGUACCCGAAGUGCAUCGUACCCUACAGCUUCUGACUCGGCUAAGCCUUCAGACCACCCCUCUUGCUGUUCUAUUGUGGCCCAGCUAGAUGACCUGUUGUUGUGGGCAUGUGGACCUGACCAGAAGACUUUAGGUGUGGCUCGUCUUUCAUUUGUGUCUACAAUCUUCCAAGAGUCAGACUCAUUCUUAAGUUGGUCGCGAUGCCACUCCCCACUCCCCUUCACCCCACUGCAAGCCCUGAGCAUGCCUGCACAAAUACGUCAUAUACAGACGGCUAAGAUAAAUAAAAUAGGUUAUGUAGGUGUAAGAUGUGACUACUACGUUUGUGUCCUGCUGGUCAGUGAAGGAGGGCUGGAGGCAGUGAAGGUCCAUCAAACGCAGCACCUCAUCACACUAUCAGCUUUUAGUCCAUAUGUGCCGGAAGAGUUUGUAGUAUUCACUGAACCAGGAGGACUCUGUCUCAUUUCUCCAGUGUCAAACAUCACCCAGAUAACGACUCCACUUCACCCGCAGGCUCUGUGCUUUGGCCCCCACCCACGCUCUGUGAUUAUUGCCGUUGACAGCACAGUGCACAAAAUAGACUGGAGGACCUUUCCUGUCUCCACAUGUAUCCUUUAUGAAGCUAAGCAGCGGAUCACGUGCAUGUCACAUGACCCGGCUCACCUGUUCAGUGUGUUUAUGUGCACUCGGAACCAUCUCCUUGCCAUUGAUCUGAGGGAGCCAGGUCGACUAGUGCUCUCUGUGUUACUCGAGAUCACACGACCACCAUUCUUCAUCACCUUCACCAGCAGCCAUGAAGAGACUCUUCUGAUGCUGGUCAGUUGGAUGGAAUGUACGGUGGUGGGUGUGUCCAAGUCACCACCCCUGAGGACCACCACUCGUCCACACCUGGUCAUGAACUUCAAGGUGAUGCAUAAUCGACUGAUGGCCGCCGGGCUCCCGUGUGAGGGACGACUAUGUCACGUGACCUAUCGUCUCACCCGACCAAUCAUAGGAGCCGCUCUCUGGUUUGCUGAUUCCACUUAUGCUUCUAUCAUUGCGACAGAUCUAGGAGAUGUGUUUCAUCAGAGUUGGACAUAUGAGGACACACCCACUUCCUCUGCUGAGUACAUUUUAAGUGCUUCGAGUUGUCAUGGCUACAAUCUCUGGUUGGAGGAAGCCUUCACCCAAGAAAAGGAGCUUGCUGAGUACCAUGAAAUACUCCCGACUGGAGGAAGGCCAUUUAUGAGAUCAUCCGCCAGCAACUGUGUCAUGGAUUACAUUGUGUCCCCCGAGACUCCUCCCACUCGACUGUGUGUCCGCUGUCACUUCAUGUUCACACUUGGCUGUCGGAUUGACCCCUCUCAUCACAUGAGUACCCGAGCCACUACACCUGCUCACUGCACCUUCUGUGGAGGACUGAUCGACCUUGUCAAGACCGAGAAAAGCCGCCAUGCCGACUCCGUGGCUUCUGCUAUGGAAGAACUGAGGAAAGUGAUACCCCCACCACAUGAAGCUGAUGAUAUAGACAGUACUCUCUUGCAUGGGUGGACAGACUGAUAGCAUUUGUGUCUAUUACUGUGUUAUAAUUAUAGUCAUGUGUCACAUGAUUAAUUUGCUUGAAGAACAA
This is a messenger RNA of Halichondria panicea, 2023 nucleotides long. RefSeq lists its product as uncharacterized. Bases 19 to 1953 code for a protein of 644 amino acids. NCBI's taxonomy places the organism in Eukaryota, Metazoa, Porifera, Demospongiae, Suberitida, Halichondriidae. Gene Ontology annotation, molecular function: RNA polymerase I core promoter sequence-specific DNA binding; protein binding. Gene Ontology annotation, cellular component: fibrillar center. The transcript is spliced from 12 exons. Gene Ontology annotation, biological process: transcription by RNA polymerase I. The record is from RefSeq and is a predicted model, not a curated record.